AUGGAAAUAACACCGGUGCACGCCCUGAACCUAACCGGCGUCCUCUUCACGUCAAAGAGGAUUAUCAGAGCUAACUACUUCCACUUCCUCUCCUUAUCUCUCUUCUUCCUCCCUCUCUCCGUCUCUCUCAUCAUCACUCCUUACUUCCACUACUCCGGCCACCACUUCCCCGUCGAUCUCUUCAACAACUUUCCGCAAAAUCAUAAGGCUGUGAGUUCUCAUCUCCUUUACAUCCUAUUCAUCUAUAUCUCCACUCUCUGCGCCAUAGCCACGAUCUCCUACAGUACAUACCAUGGUUUCGAAGGUAAACACGUCAGCUUCUUCACCGCCCUCAAGUCCCUAACCUCAUCCAUCUUCCCGAUCAUCGCAACCGCGAUUGUAGCUCACGCCCUUCUGUUUCUAAUCUCGUUAACUUUCCUCUUGUUUGUUGGAGUAGUUUUCACGUCGGGUCAAAGCCUAGGGUUUGUAAUCGAUUACAAUUCGAUUCACUUCACUCUGUUUUCCGUCGUCGUAGUUGCGACAUUAAUCUCAGUAAUAAUCUAUUUCCACUUGAAUUGGUCUUUGGCUUUUGUGAUCGUUGUUGCCGAAUCGAAAUGGGGAUUAGCGCCAUUGAUUCGAAGCUCGUAUUUAAUUAAAGGGAUGAGAUCUGUUUCAUUCUUAUUGUUGUUGUAUUUUGGUAUUUUUAGCGGGAUUUUUGUGUGGUUGUUUUUGUGUGGUUAUUUUCCUAUGCUUGGUUCCUUCUUCCUGAUGCUUAUGUUCCUUCGGAGCACUGCUAGCAACACUGUAUUGUAUAUGUACUGCAAGGCUUUGCAUGGUGAAUUGGCACUUGAGAUUGAUGAGGGGUUUGAUCACCAUUACAUCAACUUGCCUUCUGAUGAAGAGAAAGUCCCUCAAAUUGUUUCUGUUGUAGCAGCUUGA
Messenger RNA from Lactuca saligna, 918 nucleotides. The record is from the annotation of a GenBank genome assembly. Lineage: Eukaryota; Viridiplantae; Streptophyta; Magnoliopsida; Asterales; Asteraceae.